Carlito syrichta (Philippine tarsier) is the source of this 2049-nucleotide messenger RNA. It is a transcript of the gene TMCO4, whose product is annotated as transmembrane and coiled-coil domains 4. The record is from RefSeq and is a predicted model, not a curated record. Lineage: Eukaryota; Metazoa; Chordata; Mammalia; Primates; Tarsiidae. Bases 1 to 2049 code for a protein of 682 amino acids. The transcript has 14 exons.
AUGUCUGUGGAAGGCUUGGCGUGGGUGGGCUCUGAGUUCCCAGGCAGCCCCAAAACCCAGAAACUCGACAGCGGAUCCUUGUCGGAAACCCUGAGGAGAAAGUCUGUGGCUGUGUACACAAAUAAGAUGUGUCUACUGAAGGAGGGUGUGGUGAGGGGUCUGGGAAUGGCCACAUGGGACAGGCCUCGGGAGGCCAAGCCAGCUGUGGAGGGCGAGCCACCCCUGCCCACUGGCCGGGAGCUGGCUGAGGCCAACCGCUUCGCCUAUGCUGCCCUCUAUGGCAUCUCCCUGUCCCAGCUAUUUCCAGAGCCUGAACAAAGCUCGUUCUGCACAGAGUUCAUGGCAGGCCUCGUGAAGUGGCUGGAGUUGUCUGAAACCGUCUUGCCGACCAUGACUGCUUUUGCCAAUGGCCUGGGAGGCGAAGGAGCAGAUGUGUUUGUUGAGAUUUUAUUGAAGGACCCCAUCUUGAAGAAAGACCCAUUGGUGAUCACUCAGGACCUUCUGAGCUUCUCACUCAAGGAUGGGCGCUAUGAUGCCCGGGCCAGAGUCCUCGUUUGCCGUAUGAACUCUCUGCUCCAGGUACCCUUGGAGGAGCUGGACUUCCUUGAAGAGACAUUCCUUGAGAGCCUGAAGGAAACCAAAGAGGAGGAAUCUGAAACGGCUGAGGCAUCUCGGAAGAAGAAAGAAAACCGGAGGAAGUGGAAGCGUUAUCUCCUGAUAGGCCUGGCGACUGUCGGAGGCGGAACAGUGAUCGGUGUGACCGGGGGUCUAGCUGCCCCCCUUGUUGCCGCUGGAGCUGCAACAAUCAUUGGCAGCGCCGGGGCAGCAGCCCUGGGCUCCGUGGCUGGCAUAGCUGUCAUGACCUCACUGUUCGGGGCAGCUGGAGCCGGCCUCACAGGAUACAAGAUGAAGAAGCGUGUCGGGGCCAUUGAGGAAUUCACGUUCCUGCCUCUGACAGAGGGCAGACAGCUGCAUAUCACCAUUGCCAUCACUGGAUGGCUUGCGUCUGGCAAAUACCGCACCUUCAGCGCCCCGUGGGCUGCCCUGGCCCGCAGCCGUGAGCAGUACUGCCUGGCCUGGGAGGCCAAGUACCUGAUGGAACUCGGCAAUGCCCUGGAGACCAUCCUCAGCGGUCUUGCCAACAUGGUGGCCCAGGAGGCCCUUAAGUACACAGUGUUGUCUGGCAUUGUGGCUGCCCUGACCUGGCCAGCGUCACUCCUCGCUGUCGCCAAUGUCAUCGACAACCCCUGGGGGGUGUGUCUCCAUCGAUCAGCAGAGGUUGGCAAGCACCUGGCUCACAUCCUACUCUCCCGGCAGCAGGGCCAGCGACCUGUCUCCUUGAUUGGCUUCAGCCUGGGAGCCAGAGUCAUCUACUUCUGUCUGCAAGAGAUGGCACAGGAGAAAGAUUGCCAAGGGAUCAUCGAGGAUGUCAUCCUGCUGGGCGCGCCUGUGGAAGGAGAUGCCAAGCACUGGGAGCCUUUCCGGAAGGUGGUGUCCGGGAGGAUCAUCAAUGGCUACUGCAGGGGAGACUGGCUGCUGAGCUUUGUGUAUCGCACGUCCUCGGUGCAGCUGCGCGUCGCCGGCCUACAGCCCGUGCAGCUACAGGACAGGAGGGUGGAGAAUGUGGACCUGUCCUCAGUGGUCAGUGGCCACUUGGACUAUGCCAAGCAGAUGGACAUCAUCCUGAAGGCCGUGGGCAUCCGCACCAAGCCAGGGUGGGAUGAGAAGGGGCUCCUGCUGGCCCCGGGCAGCUUGCCCCAGGAAGAGCCUCGCCAGGCAGCAGCCACCCCCUCAUCGGCCGAGACCUCACACCAGGCUGGGCGAACCCAGGGUCCCACACCCGAAGACGCCUCCAAAGUGGCCAUGUCUGUGAACUCCAGCCAAGCCCAGGUGUCUGCAGGACUGGACCGACCUGAAGGGGCCUCCCUUCCUGAGGCUGCCAGUCCUGCUGAGAGCUCCCACAUCUGCAGCCAUGGCAUGGACCCCAACCCACUGGGCUGUCCCGACUGUGCCAACAAUAUCCAGGAGCCCUGCCCUGGGCUGGACUAA